Molecule: messenger RNA, 1697 nt
Organism: Patella vulgata (common limpet)
Lineage: Eukaryota; Metazoa; Mollusca; Gastropoda; Patellidae
Exons: 9
Coding region: 267-1469 (400 amino acids)
Source: RefSeq, a predicted model, not a curated record
AUAAUUUCAUUUGCGGACCCCCCCCCCCCCCCCCCAAUACGGCUACGCCUCUUGACAUGGCCGAGAAAAACUGGCCGAUUUAUUAAGUGGAACAAGCCUUUCAAGGGGGGUGACUGAUACGAGUGCAAGCUGACGUUGAACUAGUUUUAACUUUAAGUGUACCGGUAUACAGUGUCAGACAGUAGUUAGGAAGCCCGCAGAGACAAAUAUUGCUGAGAUACUUUUAUACCACUUUCUAUUUUAACAAUAUAAACUCCAGUGUCGGUAUGGAUUUAACAGAAUUAGAAAAUGUAGAAUUUGGCUCAGCUAUCAGAGAGAAAGAAUUUUUACUUCGUGAGAAGUCUGUUCACUUAAAUAAUGGUUCAUAUGGAACAGUUCCCAGGAGAGUUUUUGACAGACGGAUAAAAUACUGCCUUGAGCUUGAAAGUCAUCCCGAUAAUUGGUUUAGAAACAACUUGCGUAAAUAUUGGCUGGAAUCAAAGGAAGCAAUUUGUAAAUUUGUAAAUGUAAAAGAUACUGACUGUUUGGUCUUUGUUCCAAAUGCUACAACAGGGAUCAACAGUGUACUGAAAAGUUUAAAGUAUGAAAACGAGAUAAUUCUAGGUACUAAUGAAACCUAUCAAGCUGUUCAAAAUACCAUCAAAUUUAUAGGUGAUACUGUUCCUGGAGCAGUACCACAGUUUAUAGAUAUCCAGCUUCCAAUUACCUCUAAGCAACAAAUUGUGGAUCUUUAUGAAGAUUUCCUACAGAAAAAUAAAAAUGUUAAAAUAGCUGUCAUUGAUGCAAUUACUAGUCCCAGUUCUAUUUUAUUACCAAUGAAAGAAAUUAUAAAUGUCUGUAGAAAACAUGGUGUUUUGUCCCUGAUUGAUGGAGCACAUGCGCCUGGACAAAUUCCACUUGACUUGGAUGAGCUAGGUGCUGACUUCUUUGUAGGAAAUUUACACAAGUGGUUAUUUGCACCAAGAGGAUGUGCAAUAUUAUAUUCAGCUAAAGAACAUAUAUCCAGGCUACAUUCCUUAUCAACCUCUUGGAAUUUAAACAAAGGAUUUGAUCUUGAGUUUCGGGAUAAUGGAACACGCGACCACUCCCCAUUUACCUGUGCGGCUUCAGCUGUACAAUUCUACCAACAGAUUGGUGGUAUGUCCCAAAUCAGUAAAUACAAUCGUGAGUUGGUACGUGAAGGAAGGGAAUAUUUGUUAAAACUGUGGGGAGCUGAGAGACAAGCUAUACCUGAAGAUAUGGAGUCACCAUUCUUAUUAAAUAUAAAACUACCACCUCUUAAAGAUUACAUUAUAUCUGAUGCUUCGACUAUGAAGUUAGCAUUGGAUAUUUUGGAAAAAUAUGACAUUAUGUCUAUAUUUAUCAGUUACCAAGGCAACAAUUAUUGCCGUUUGAGUUGUCAAGUUUACAACACUAUGGAUGACUACAAAAAACUUGGAGAAGCUGUGAAAGAUAUGAUCAAAACAUAAUCUAGUUAAAAAUACAGAAAGAAUAUCUAAUUUGUAACAUGGAAUACAAAUUUAUAACGUAAAACUUUUUGUGAUAUUUAUUUCAGAAAUCAGCAUUACAAUUAAAAUUGGAUAUUUUGGCAAAGCAUGAUGUCAUGUCUUACUUUAGCAGUUACCAAGGCAACAUUUAUUGUCGUUUGAGUUGUCAAGUUUACAACAUUAUGGAUGACUACAUAAAAUUUGGAGAUG